GAACGGUACUGCUGUUGUAGUCGGUAUCCAGAUGAAUGACAUUCAGGACGCAGAGGCUUUUAAGAUCCUGGCUCAAGUCCUUGCUGUGUGGCAUAAGGAUAACAGAGACCACCACCUUGGCUUAUGGCGUCUCCCUUACCACGGUGUUAUUUUAUUUAUCAUUGGUGUUCCUUACUCUAGUUAUAGCAAAUACGUGAAGCACACAGACCAGAUUUUAAAACCACGUCCUGAUCUCAAGCUCAGACUCGAGGUGGAAGAGACGAGAGGCGACGUGGUGACUUUUCAAGCACACAAACAUGAAGAUUACAAGGAUAUUAUGGAACUGAACGCUGUGUAGUCCUUGCGUGCCAGUUGGA
Molecule: messenger RNA, 356 nt
Organism: Penaeus monodon (black tiger shrimp)
Lineage: Eukaryota; Metazoa; Arthropoda; Malacostraca; Decapoda; Penaeidae
Exons: 3
Coding region: 32-337 (101 amino acids)
Source: RefSeq, a predicted model, not a curated record